Messenger RNA from Sorex fumeus (smoky shrew), 939 nucleotides. RefSeq names its product olfactory receptor 7D4-like. The transcript has a single exon. Gene Ontology annotation, molecular function: G protein-coupled receptor activity; olfactory receptor activity. The record is from RefSeq and is a predicted model, not a curated record. Bases 1 to 939 code for a protein of 312 amino acids. Lineage: Eukaryota; Metazoa; Chordata; Mammalia; Eulipotyphla; Soricidae. Gene Ontology annotation, cellular component: membrane. Gene Ontology annotation, biological process: G protein-coupled receptor signaling pathway.
AUGGAAGCAGAAAACCAGACAGAUGCAUCAUACUUCCUCCUCCUGGGAAUCACUGAGGAUCCAAGUAUGCAGCCCCUCAUCUUUGGCAUGUUCCUGUCCAUGUAUCUGGUCACCGUGCUGGGGAACCUGCUACUCAUCCUGGCAAGCAUCUUUGACUCCCGCCUCCACACGCCCAUGUAUUUCUUCCUGUCCAACCUCUCCUUUGUGGACAUCUGCUUCACCUCCACCACCGUCCCCAAGAUGCUGCAGAACAUUCAGACACACAGCAAAGCCAUUUCCUACAUCGGAUGUCUCACACAGGCCUACUUUUUCGUAUUAUUUGUAGGACUGGACGAUUUACUCCUGAGUGUGAUGGCCUAUGACCGCUUCGUGGCCAUCUGCCACCCCCUGCACUACAUGGUCAUCAUGAACCCCCGCCUCUGUGUCCAGCUGCUGCUUCUGUGCUGGCUGGUCAUUUCCUGGGUUGCCCUGGUUCAUAUCUUCCUGAUGGCACAGUUGACGUUCUGUGUGGGCACCGAGAUCCCACAUUUCUUCUGUGAACUGGCUCAGGUACUCCAGGUGGCCUGCUCAGAUGCAGAAAUCAAUAACAUUUUCUUGUAUGUGGUCACUGCACUUGUGGGCAUGAUUCCCUUCGGGGGCAUCCUCUACUCCUACUCUCAGAUAGUCUCCUCCCUAAUGCGCAUGUCCUCCAGGAGGGGCAGGUCCAAAGCCUUCUCCACCUGUGGCUCUCACCUCUCCGUGGUCUCCUUGUUCUACGGCACGGCCUUGGGCGUCUACUUGAGUUCUGCGGUGACUGACAUUUCUGAGAACAGUGCCAUUGCCUCGGUGAUGUACACGGUGGUCACCCCCAUGCUAAACCCCUUCAUCUACAGCCUGAGGAACAAAGAUGUCAAAGGGGCGCUGGGCAGGAUUCUCAGCCGAGCAAUUUCUUAUCAAUGA